Molecule: messenger RNA, 798 nt
Organism: Ilex paraguariensis (yerba mate)
Lineage: Eukaryota; Viridiplantae; Streptophyta; Magnoliopsida; Aquifoliales; Aquifoliaceae
Source: the annotation of a GenBank genome assembly
AUGGCAUUGGUUGCAGGAAUGUUGAUGGACAUUGUUUCUCCUUUGUUUCCUUCAGCAUUUGUGUUCGUAGUCUGCUUAGGGAGCUUAUCAAGAUCAUUCACUGGUGUUGCAAGUUAUGCAACCAGAGCUGCUUUGACGCAACAUUUUGCUCUUCAGAAUAAUGCAGCAGAUAUAUCUGCAAAGGGUGUCACAGAAGAUAUCACAUCAUUUGUCUCUUUCGCAGCCCAUUCACUUGGACCACAAGAUCAAGCUUUCAGGGCUGGCAUUGCAUGCUAUGAUAUCUUGGUGGAUGUGCCCUUCCCUAUACAGAAGGAAUUCAAUGCUUUGCUGGCCAACACAGAGAAAACCAAAGAGAUUGAUGCUUGUGAUGAAGCAACUUGUACGGCCAUAAGGAAGAUCCAUGAGCAUCGCAACAGAUGGGCAUUCUUUCUUGGAUUCAACCAAUCACCAGUGGAAUUUAUCAAUACUUUGAUUGAAUCUCAAGGCAGAGACUUGAAGCUUACAGCAGGGCAAGCAAGUCGUAGUGCUGAGAAAGAGCAUCGAUUAAAUUUCUACAGGCAACCAUGCCUCUCAAAAGGCACAUCGAACACGCUAAGGGACAUUGAAAUGGUGCAAGAGGAUAUAUGGCAGUAUAUGAGGACUUUUCCCUCAAUUCUAUUCCAAGCAGUCAUAAGGAAGGAGAAUCAAUUGGCUUACCUUAUAGCCUCCAUGACCAGGAAUGGUUCCAUCCCUACACAGUGUGCUGUUAACCCACCUGGUAGAGUCAUACUGCUGGUGAACAAGGAAGCUAGAGAAUGA